Messenger RNA from Maylandia zebra (zebra mbuna), 1823 nucleotides. The record is from RefSeq and is a predicted model, not a curated record. NCBI's taxonomy places the organism in Eukaryota, Metazoa, Chordata, Actinopteri, Cichliformes, Cichlidae.
UUCCUGCUUUUCUCAGUUCUGCUUUUCCCUGCGCUCACUUUACUCAUGUUGGAUUUACAUUUCUAUUUUAUGUAUAGAUGCAGUUGCAAUUGUGCAGUCUGAGCCACACAGUUCCAGUUUGUGGACUUUGCUUUUUGCUCGAUUUCUUUCUUCCCACCUGUUUGCUGUUUGUGUCUCACUGCUUACUUCACAUCUCUCUCAGCAGCCUUUUCCAGCAUUACUUUCAACAAAAGUUUCAUUUCUUGGUCAUGGAUGAUUUCGUAAGAACCAAACUGGCUGAAUGGGGGCUAAGUGAGUGGGUGGAGAAAUUUAAAGAUCAAGAAAUUGAUGCAGGAAUUAUUUGUGAGCUUGAUGAUCGAGAAAUUGAGAAUUUGAUCACAAAAGCUGGACCAAGAAUGAGAUUCAAGAAGAACCUCAAGCUGUUAAAGGAAAAACAAAACACAAAUCAAGAAACAGUCAAUUCUUUUCAACAUGAAAAGGAGCAUGAAGAAGCAGCUGAUGUGAUUCAGUGUGAACAGGAGCAUGACGAAGCAGCUGAUGUGGUUCAGGUCUUGCCAUCCACAAGUGAUACAGGAAAGAGAAAAUCAGACCUUCAAAGUGACACCAUCAGGUUGCAGUCACCAGCUAAGCGACAACGUCUGUCUGUGCCAGGAUUUGAAGAACCAGUCAUACUGUCUGAUGUGAAAAGCAUCAUGACAUUUGUACAUGCCAGACUAAAUAAGCAAGACAAACUCAGUGAUUUCUUAAAGAAAAAGAUCAGUGAUUUGGAGACAGACAAGAGGGAGCUGGUUGGUGUCUUUGGUAAAACCGGGGCUGGAAAGAGCUCUUUGAUAAAUGCCAUCAUCAAAGAGAAGAAUCUUUUACCUUCAGGAAGUGUCAGUGCCUGCACCUCAGUCAUGAUCAAAGUGGAAGCUAACAGAGGUAGCUUAAAGUAUGAGGCAGAAAUUGAGUUCAUCGCAAAGGAGGAGUGGAAAGAAGAGUUGUGGUCAUUUCGUCAGUUUCUUGACAAUAAUAAAGAUCAGAAAAAGGAAGAUGAUGAUUAUCAUGAUGCUGUUGAAAAGCUGUCAGCACUGUAUGGAGAAGAAUGGGAAAAGUCCUUUGAAAACCUCAUGGAUCGAAAAUAUUUCAAAGAAAUUCCAGAAUUUCUCCAAUCCAGGCGGAAGAUUUUGAGAUGUGAAUCAGCUAAUGAACUUUCUGCAAAAUGUGUCAAGUACACAAGAAGUGAUUCAAAACAAGGAGAAGGCAAUGAAGGAAAAAAGUGGUUUUGGCCACUGGUGAAGUGUGUGACUGUCAGGGUGCCAAACAAUCCUUUUCUCCAGCAUGUCACACUUGUGGACCUUCCUGGAAAUGGUGACUGUAACAAGAGCAGAGAUCAGAUGUGGAAAGGGAUAGUUGGAGAUUGUUCUACUGUGUGGAUUGUGACUGAAAUUAGUCGAGCAGCAUCAGAGAAAGCAGCCUGGGGGAUCCUGGAAAGUGUCAGUAGUCUGAUUGGAAAUGGUGGCGAAUGUCAGCAAAUUCACUUUAUCUGCAACAAGUCUGAUCUUCUUGAUGAUUCUGAUGAUCUUUUACCCCCUGCCCAUACCUAUAAUGCUGGAAGUCGGGUUCGCAACCUGGAGGCUGGAAAAGUAUUUCAGGAAUUGCCCCCACACCUUGUAAAACUUACCGCUGUUAUUGCUAAUCGCAUACCGGAUCUUUUCAAGGCUCAGAUAGUACAUGAGGUCCCUCAGCCAUUGAGCCUGGGUGGGCAAAGGGGCACUCCUCCAUCUAAGUGGGAUUGCACGUCUAGCUACAAGGGAGGCGAAGGAGAGCAUGCAAUGCUGUGA